UUUAGCAUUUUGUAGUUCCGGUCACGGUACGCCAUUUCCUGUAAAACUGAAACACGAGCCUAAAAUUGAAAAAAAAAAAAACUAGUAUUAAAGUAGUAAGGAUGCUUCAAAGACUGUAAACUUAGUUUAAAACUUUGCCGUUUUCCACCAUAACCUGGGAACCGGCUUGUUGGUUGUCUGGUGAGCUCGGAAAAAGACCAAUAAUGCUUGCAAGCGUUACCAGUAAUAACUAAUGUAGUAUGUCAGAAACUGUAUUAACGAGUGGCUAAUGCUUGCUCAGUUACCUGCUAGCUAAGAACGUUAAUGUUCGUUUUACAAAAAUGUGCGUCGCUUCAGCGCCAGCUAGGUUUAUUUAACUGGAAAGUUUUAACUUCAGCUAAUAGUAUCUGUUGCCUUGUAAAGUCCAAGUCGCAGCUAAGUGAGAAAAAAGAAACUAAACCUGCCAUUCCAUGAUCUAUCAAGUGAAGUGCACAAUUAUACGUAAUUCGCCGACAGGGACAUUACGUCUUGUAUCGUGUCUAUUUAUUCUCAUCCACAAGCCAUGAGUAAUGUGCAAUGGACACAGAUAAACGCAAAUUCAGUUCAAACGAAAGCCUGAAAAGUUCAGCACCAAGUUUUUCUCCCAUAUUCGGUACUUGCACAGAUAUCUGGCACAGCACCCCAGUUAAAAAGCAGAACCAUGUCAGAGCCCCUGCAGAGCCCUCCCCUCCGUCGGCCCGGCUCAGCACCGGGCACGGGACGUCCCGCAGCCUCCGCGUCUCCCCCGAGCACAGCGCCAUCUACAGGCCACAGCGCCAGAAGGUGACGACGGGAGUAGCGGUAACGCCAGGAGCGGCGGUGAAGGCGGGCGGCUCAGUGACGCCGGUAACAGGGAAUGGGUCCAUGAUGGCGGGAGCGGCGAGCGGCACCGUAACGGCGAGCGAGGCAAUCGCCGCGGUAACGGAGAGUGCCGUGCUGCAGAAACAGAGGCGGGAGCUGCAGCUGCUGAUGGCCGAGCUGAAGGACCGGGACCAGGAGCUGAACGCCAUGGUGACCGCCCACCACAAGCAGCUCCAGGCCUGGGAGCAGGACCGCCAGAGGGUGCUGACCCUGGAGCAGAGGAGCGCGCGGCUGGAGGGCGAGCUGCAGAAGCGGAAGGAGGUGAUCCAGGCCCUGACCAAGCAGCUGCGCAUCGCGGAAGCGCGCCAGCAGGACGACCGCGCGGAGCUCAGCGCCACACAGCUGCAGCUGCAGCAGCUCAGCCAGCAGCACCUGCAGUCCAGCAGCCAGUGCCAGGAGCUGGAGGAGAGAAACCAGAGCCUGAACGCCACCAUCCUGGAGCUGUCCUCUCAGGUGGGCAGGCUGCAGGCGCACGAGGAGGAGCUCACCGCCAUGCUCAGCCUGAAGGAUAAGGACGUGACGAAGGCCACCGACCUGAUCGUGGAGCUGUCGGGCCGCUUCCAGAGGCUGGAGGAGGCGCUGAAGGAGCAGCGGUCGCGGGAGGCCCGGGCGCUGAAGGAGGCCCAGGAGCUGAACCGCCGCUGCCGGGAGGCCCGGGCGGAGAGCGGCCAGCUCAGAGAGGAACUGGGGGAGAAGACUGAGGACAUCAUCCGGCUGAAACAGGAGAACCAGAGACUGCAGCGGGAGCUGGCUGCAUCAGGGGAAGAUGAAAGCCGGAAGGAUGAGCUGCUCCAGCUGGCCCGGUCCAAACAGGACCGCACUGAGUCCGAACUCCAGUGCCUACGCCAGGUGUGUGAGAACCAGCAGAACGACCUGCAGCUUCUGCAGCUCAACCUGGAGAGCGCACAGGAGACACUGCUGCAGCGCGGGAGCCGGGCGUCGCCGGGGAGUCAGGGGGACCUGACCUCCCUGCUCCUGGACUGUCCCGCCCUAUCACCCAGGAGUGGGAGGAGCCCCAGGCUCACGGAUGGCCCCUCCCCAUACAGGGCCUCCCCCCGUAUCGUCGCUAACGGAGACCUGGGACCCCACCCACGGUCCCCGGACAGUCAGACUCUUGAUGGGCGGCUCUCCCCGACGAGCUGUCUGCAGCGCCUGCUGGCCAAGUCUCAGGAGAUGGUGGCCAGCCUGGAGCUCGGCUCCGCCCACAUCCUCUCGGCUGACCAUUCGGCACGCAGCCCCUCCUGUGGCUCCGCCCCCGGGCGGGGCGGGCGCGAGGCCGCCCAGGUUGGCACUGCCUGUGUAGAUGCUAAUGCCCAUUCACAUCCAGUUCUGAACCAUUGGGAUGCAGGAGGAAGCCAUUUUGUUGGCGGUGCCAAUAAGACGGUGUGAUCCAAAGAUGUCCGUUCUCCCGCGGCGGCACAGGUACCUCAGACUGGCGGAGCCAAUGGGGAGGAUCCACACGGGCGAGGACCUGGUCCCCAUGGAGGUUCUGUAGAGGGGGACCCAGUGUGGGGCGGCGCGGGGCAGGGCGGGACACCUGCGGACUAUCACAGGGGAGCAGCCGACCGAACCCAAAACCGCCCUGCCCUGUCCUGUCCUGCCAGCAACAGUGGCCAUUCUCUGCACUUAUACAGUAUGGGCAGCCUGAAAACCAAAGAGCACAUUUGGCAGUGAUGUCAGAGUUGCUAAGGCAAUGCAAAAGUCAUUUUAAACAUGCGUUUGUGCUCACACAGAACUGGGCAAAUUUCUUAAGCCAGGAACUAGUCUUUGUGGGGGGGGGGGGGGG
This is a messenger RNA of Anguilla anguilla (European eel), 2665 nucleotides long. RefSeq names its product coiled-coil domain containing 62 (gene ccdc62). Lineage: Eukaryota; Metazoa; Chordata; Actinopteri; Anguilliformes; Anguillidae. The transcript is spliced from 15 exons. The record is from RefSeq and is a predicted model, not a curated record. The coding region runs from base 556 to 2268 and encodes 570 amino acids.